Durio zibethinus is the source of this 1512-nucleotide messenger RNA. RefSeq names its product group 2 truncated hemoglobin 3-2-like. Gene Ontology annotation, molecular function: oxygen binding; heme binding; oxygen carrier activity. Gene Ontology annotation, biological process: oxygen transport. The record is from RefSeq and is a predicted model, not a curated record. Lineage: Eukaryota; Viridiplantae; Streptophyta; Magnoliopsida; Malvales; Malvaceae.
CAUGAAAGAACUAAAAAAAAUUGAAAGCCGAAACCAUCAGCGCACGGUUCCUGGACCAAUAAUCCCAAAUAUUGAUUAGAGAAGAGAGAUUACUCAUUUUAAGCACACAAACCAGCAACAAAAACAAAAAAAAAGAGCAUUCCCACAACGGGCCGCCUUUAUAUGGUCAAUACAGCCCUCAAUAAUUCAACUGAUUCUCAUUGAUUUGCUUCCUCAGUUGCUGCAUUUGGAACCCAAGACAUAAAAGCAAAUAGAGAUGCAGUCACUGCAGGAAAAGGCUUCGGAGUGGAGCGGCGUUAAUACUGCCGAUGCCUUUGCUAUUGAUGACACUAAUUUGUUCCCGAAAUUGGGUCUCCAAACUUUCAUCAACCUCUCCACCAAUUUCUACACCAGGGUGUAUGAUGAUGAAGAAGAGUGGUUUCGAUCAAUAUUUGCUAAUUCCAAGAAAGAAGAGGCCAUUCAGAAUCAAUAUGAAUUCUUUGUGCAACGAAUGGGAGGACCUGCUCUUUUUUCUCAGAGGAAAGGUCAUCCUGCAUUGAUUGGACGUCAUAGACCAUUUCCAGUCACACAUCAAGCUGCCGAGAGAUGGUUACAUCAUAUGGAAAAGGCAUUAGCGAGCACCCCUGACAUUGAUGCUGAUUCAAAAGUCAAAAUGAUGAAUUUUUUCAGGCACACAUCAUUCUUUCUUGUGGCCGGAGAUGAGUUGAAGAAUCAAAACCAACAAGUUCCAUGUAAGCAUGGAGCCAGCAAACCAACUGCAACAUAAACUUAUUAACAGGAAAACCUUAUUCCUUUGCUGGGAGAAACCAUGGAUAUUGGCAUUCCUUAACCACUUAACUAUGAUAGUGUUGUAACUCACACAGCCUUUUUUAUAUGAAUAAAUCCUGAAUUUUUUACAUUACUUUGUUUUAUAUGUUGAUGAAAAUAUUAUUGGUCGUCCAUAAUUUCAUCUUCUUUCUCUGAGCUGAAUUCUCAUUGUUGCUGUAAUAAGUUGGUAGAGAAAAUGGAAAAAAAUGUAAGUAGAGCCUCUCGGUAAAUGGUGAUCAAUGUUCUAGAAUUAAUCGUAUAACAUCUCCUUGCUUGUUAGUCAUAUCCUUGAAAACUAAUGUUGUUGAGUUCAUGCUACAUGGUAACAUGAGUAGCCAAACUAGCUUUUGCGGUUGUAGCAUACUAUGUUCAAACUUUAGAAACUCAAUGGUUAGUCAAGUGUGGUAAUCGACAUUUUAAAGGCUUCAUUGUCUGUUGAUGGCUUCCUGUAGUGUUUCAGAUUAUUGCCCUAGUGAUGGACCUAAGGAUGAGAUGUUUGAGGCCUUAUUUGCCAGAUAAUGUGGUUUCUGUCAUUGCUACUGUUUGAAUUGAGGAUUUUAUUAGUGGCAGUUGAUCAGUGAUGAUGGACAAUUGACAAAAUGAAUUCAAAUGGAAAAAAAUAUAUGUUGCUAAAUGAAUUCCAAUUUGUUGACUAUUACUUAUCAAACUUUGUUUUAUAAUUUGGUUUGAUUUUGUAGUAAAGUA